AUGGAUCUGCUAGUGCAGCUGGAUGCUGCAGUCUUGAGUCGGAUUCUGUCAUCGCUGCCCCAAAGGAAGGCACUUGCUUUAACAAUUCUCGCACAAGACUGGCUGCGACUAGUAGCAGCUCAUCUUUGGCGCUUGGUCGUCAGCCCAGACCUUUCGCCGGGCCUGGCGCGAACUGCUGCCACUCACUGCGUUCGGCUGCGUGAAGUUGUGUUUCAGUCCAGCAGUCAAGGUUCAACCGAGCAGGAAGCCAGAGCAUUUUGGCUGCUUGCUGCUGGGAUAUGGCGAAGCUUGCUGACGGCUCCGAUUGCUCCUUUGAAGCAGCUCACUGUUCGAGGGUCAGGCGUGGCACCUGGGAAGAGUGCGGUUCCCUUCCUGGCUGAGCUACCGAAGUCAGCUGACGACUGCAUGUGCCUCCGGGACUUUCAUGUGGAAAACAUGAUGGACGCCGACGAGGGCAUCAUCGCAUUCCUGCUCGAAUUUCUGCCACCUUUGCCGCUCACGUCGUUAAGACUUCGAAACUGCACCUUAAAAAGUUCGGAAAUUAUUGACUUGUGCCGUGCGCUGCAAAUGGCACCAAUGCUUAACUCCCUUUCGGAUCUCGACCUUUCGCAGAAUGCAAUGUCUGAGGAAGGGGCAGGUGCACUGGCUCAGCUGCUGCCGGUUUCAGGACUCCGCAGCCUGGCACUCUCUGGGAACGGACUUGGGCCUGUGGGCUUAGCAGCGCUUGCGACUGCACUUCCGCCAUCGCUCAAGCAUUUGGACUUGUCUCUGAAUGGACUCGGUACAGUGGGGCUUUCAGCCCUGCAGCAAUCGAAUCUACGGCUGGAGUCGCUGAACAUACGGGGCAAUUGGUUGGGAGCCAGCGACACUGAAGUGCUGCCACGCCUUUUGCGGUCGAUGAGCGACAGUAUUUCAAGUUUGGACGAAAUCGGCGCAGCGAUGGUUGCAGCCACAGCUGUGCCGUUGGCCCUGAACUGGACAGAUGUCAUCAAGACCCGAAUGCAAGGCAUCCCGUCUCCAGCUUGCACAGUGCCAGCUUACACGGGCGGCUUUCUCACUGUCGCGCAGCGGGUUCUCGCAGAGGAAGGAUUGCUAGCGCUGUGGUCCACCGGCAUGCUGGCGUCCUUAGGACGUGAGUGCACCGUGGUUGGUACACGCAUCGGGGCAUAUCCAGCAGUUAGAGACGGCCUCUCCAUGGUUGCGAAGGGGAAGAGUGGUGGGGAGGCGGGCCUGGGCAGCAAGUUCAGUGCCGGUGUGGUACUUGGGGCUUUAUCUGGCCUGCUCGCUUCGCCCUUCGAUUUGGUGCGGAUAAGGGUCCAAGCCGAAGCCGGCAGAUGCGAUAGCGGAAUCCUUACGACGGGACUCUGUGCCGGACAGCCUCAACGAAUUCGCGGUACGGUCUCGGGUUUCAAAGCUGUGUUGAGCAACGGUGUCCUCAACAUCUUCAGAGGCUCGGGCAUCAAUGUCGUUCGCAGCGUGUGCAUGACUGUUGGCACCGUGCCGGUCUACGAGCACAGCAAGCACCUGGCCAAGUCGCAGGGAGUGGCAGACUCUCCUGCGCUUCAUCUCGGCGCGGGAGUAGUGGCAGGACUUGCUGGAACCACGGUUACGGCUCCUGCAGAUGUUGUGCGGACGCGGAUCAUGCAGGAAGGCGGUGCCAGCCGGACCCAUAUCAUCUCGGCAGUUUCUGCCAUCGCACGUGAUCGUGGCCUUGCCGGCUUUUUUCGAGGAUGGCUCCCAGCCUAUAUGAGAGUGGGACCGCUGUUCCUUUUGAUGCCUGCAUUGGUGGAGCAAGUCCGCAAACUCUUUGGUCUGGACUUCAUCGUUUGCAGCAACAAGCCUGCAGCUCAUGGGGAGCAAGACGAGAAGCCGUCGACUCUUCGUACAGUCCUCACAGGGCGUUUGGCCCUUGAGCAGCUUUCAACUUACAUCGGCGCUGAGAGCCGGGAGCCUGCCCUGCCCUGCCCUGAUGGCGGAUGCCAGCUCUUUUGGCAGAACAAACUCGGCCCUGCCGGAGUCAAAGACUUUCUGGAUCAACUCCCGCCCCUACCGAAGCUGAACGUGCUGAGCCUGGCGGAGAACCAGUUCGCAACUGCGGACUUCUCGCCGAGCUCCUUCAGACAGCUUGCGACAUCUGCACCAGGCCUCUCAGAGCUCAACUUGAAUGCAAACUUGCUUGGCAGCGACCAAGCAAUGCUCUGCUCUGUUUGUGCAGCUUUGCCGUCAACACUGCGUGUUCUACAUUUGGGUGCUUCCUCGCUAGUUGGUUCGAACCUUGCGGUCAUGCUACCUGUCCUCAACCUCCCUUGCUUGGAAUGCUUGAGUCUCGUGCAAGCAAGAUUGGACGACAGAGGCACAGCCAUGUUGGCAGAGUGGCUUCAGGAAAAGCCUUUACCGAAGCUGCAGCAGAUGGACAUCAGCGGGAACCGCUUAACACGUGAAGCCAUCACUCAGCUGAAAAACGCUUUGCACACGAUUGCAGGCUUCAAGCAGCUGAAAGCCGGUUGGUCACCAACGUGCCAGGGCAAAGAAGGCGGUCGCAAGCUGGUGCUGGAACUCGAGAAGACGAUGGGUGGCUUCUUGCCCGGUUCUGAGGAGAGCAGACAGUGGUUGUGCUUCGCCUCGCUCUGGCAGCUCAACUUGGUUGUCGUGCGAGCCUGGCGAGACUCUCGCUCGCAUGGCCAAGGUGGCAGAAGCUGCUAA
Symbiodinium sp. CCMP2456 is the source of this 2703-nucleotide messenger RNA. The record is from the annotation of a GenBank genome assembly. Lineage: Eukaryota; Dinophyceae; Suessiales; Symbiodiniaceae.